Trichoderma breve is the source of this 726-nucleotide messenger RNA. RefSeq lists its product as uncharacterized. The record is from RefSeq and is a predicted model, not a curated record. NCBI's taxonomy places the organism in Eukaryota, Fungi, Ascomycota, Sordariomycetes, Hypocreales, Hypocreaceae. Bases 1 to 726 code for a protein of 241 amino acids. The transcript has a single exon.
AUGAACCACUGGACAGCAAAGUUUCGUCAAGGCCGAAGCUCAAUGGAUGACAACCUACCUGUGGACGCCUGUGUGCCAUUCAUUUAUCCACACAGUAGCGGGAGCUGGUGCUUCGCUAUUCAUCCAAACCAAGAUCUCGUCUGCCUACAGCCCGUUAACGCAGGCACUGUCGGCUAUUAUAGGGAGAAUCCGUACUUUAUAGAAGACUUCUGCAUGGUCGAUUAUGCGAUCGGGAUGCGCGGCUUUCCUAAUUUGGCGCUCGAAUACGAUCCUAGUUGGUGCGAUGGUCUUGACGAGAUUAGGAACCCGAAUGUUCUAUUUGAAGAGAUGAGUCCUCGAGGUCUUUUCGUACGCAUCAUAGUCUGGAUGGUCGAAAGUUAUUCACGUAACCAAACGCUAUAUCUUAUCGAUUACAAUUUGAAGCGAACCAGGACCGAAGACAGUCAUGCCUUGUCAAACAAACGAAAAGUUUUCAGCAGUAUUGAUCGAAGAUUUGUCGAAGCCAGCCCGAACUGGGGUGAUUAUUCCGACACUUGGAGUCGUUCAGCACUCGAGUUCGUAGAUAGAAUCAACGAUCUAUUCGGCGGCAUCAACCCCACACAUUUUUGUUUAGGGCAUGGUUUUGAAGGCGAUUUUGGGUGCAAUGGAUGCGAUACUUGGGAAAAAUGGGGCUGGUACAACAUCUGGGUUCAUGCUGAGGUUCUAGAAUGCGAGAAGGCCGAGUAA